GACCAGUGAAGGUGAGCUUCAACAUCAUUGGAUACUGGUUACUGACUACCAGAUUGUUCGGCGAAACCAUGGGAGGGAGACUGCCGUUAAUGCGGAAGCCAGUGUCAGAGAUGACUGAAUGUGAUAAUGUAGUGGAGUUGGCGUGUCUUGGACGACCCUUCAGGCUUGGAAUGCUGUAUGACCGUCGCAACGAUUCACUGAUCCCAGGUGUAACCCUAUGGGACAAUGAAGACCUACAAAACAACACUGAUGACAGACCCCAACAGAACACUGAAUUUGAGAUCAUUGCAUCUGAUUCCAUUGAAGACAAGUCUUCAGCACUGAAUGUUGAAGCCUCACUGAAAGCUAGUUUUAUGGCUGGACUGGUUAAGGUUGAGGGUUCUGCAAAAUAUUUGAAUGACACUAAAGUUUCUAAAAAACAGGCAAGGGUGACACUCAAAUACAAAACAACAACAUCAUUUAGGCAGCUGACCAUGAACCAUCUUGGACGAGGGAAUGUCAAAUACCCACAUGUCUUUGAGGAUGACACAGCUACUCAUGUGGUCACUGGCAUACUUUAUGGGGCACAGGCGUUCUUUGUUUUUGAUCGCGAGGUGACAGAUACAAAAGACUGUCAAAAUGUUAAAGGUAAUCUGGAGAUGGUGAUAAAGAAACUAAUAAAUAUUGAGGGUCAGGGUUCUCUAAAAAUGAAUAACACUGACAACUCACAUAUUGAAAAGUUCUCCUGCAAAUUCCAUGGGGACUUUUCUCUUGAAAAUAAUCCUACCUCAUUUCAGGAAGCCAUGAGCGUCUACCAAAGUCUGCCUAAGUUGCUAGGUGGAAAGGGAGAGCAUGCUGUACCUCUGCAGGUGUGGUUGUACCCCUUGAAGAAGUUGGAUUCUGCCGCUGCCCAAGUAAUCCGUCAGAUAAGCAUUGGAUUGGUUAUGCAAGCACAGACUGUUCUAGAACACUUCACUGAAAUGGACAUGCGAUGCAACGAUGUGAUGAAAAACAAAGUUCUUCAAUGCUUUCCAGAGAUUGCCAAAAAGAUUAUAUCCUUCAAAGAAAUCUGCCUGGAGUACAAGCUGAACCUACAAAAGACCUUGUCAAUUAAACUUCAGUGUAUCCGUGGAGAAGGAGAAAAUGAGAGUGUUCUUGCAGAAAUCUUGAGAAGAUCGCAACACUCUCCAUUUAGUAGAAAACUUCUCAGUGAAUGGAUGGAUUGCAAAGAAAGAGAAAUCAAUGUCUUGGAAUCAUUCAUGAAGAUGAUGAAAGACAUCAAAGUGGUCUCUUCAAAGGGUGAACUUGACCAAAACAUCCUGAAUCCAGACCAUAAACAUGCUGUGUGUUUUGCUUUCACCUUAUUGGACAGUGAGGAACCCUAUCUGACAGUUCUGUCAGACUAUCUGAGGGAUCCAACCAGAUCAGAGAACAGACAAGACUCUGAGCCAUACAGAGAUGAUGUGGAGAAGGAACAGUGGUACAACUCCAGGGAGGUUUCUAACACAAUGAGAGAACAGGCAAAACUAUUCAUGGAUUUUGCAGAUGCCCACAAAGACAACAAAGCCAUCCGUUUCAUGGUAGCUGCUAUAACAAAUAAGAAACAUAAAGGUGCCAGUAUUUACCUUUUUAAUGAUGGAUCUGAAAUCACAAACAACUUUGAGCCUCCUUCAAAGCCUGAAAAACCAACAGCAUGUGACAUAACUCAUGACAGUGUGACUAUAAACAUUCAUUUUCCCAGAUUUGGAUCACAGGAUGUCACCCACUACCUAGUUGAAUACUGUGUGGAUGGAAAAGAUGUCUGGUCUCAGGAGAAGGCUUCCAGAGAUGAUCAGACAUUCACAGUGUCUAGUUUGAGUCCCAACACGCUGUACAGGUUCAAAUACAGAGCAGUGUGUUCAGUAGGACAAGGUCCAAGCAGUGACAUCAGUGACAUCAUCAAAACCUUACCCACAAACCCACCUGGAGAACCAACUGUAAGAUCCCGGUCCAAUAUAUUCACAGUUCACUGUCAGAAACCUUCAAUUAUUGGAGAAGGCGUCAGUAUAGAGAACUACAUUAUAGAAUAUAGACCUGAAUCGCCUGGUUCAACAGUGGAUAAAUCAGAGUGGAGGAAGAAGACAUCUCCAGAGGAAAUGUGCAUCAUCCCUGGACUUCAGCCAAAUACAGAAUACACUGUGAGAGUCCGCUGUGACUGUGGUCAGGCUGGCAGGAGCAAAGACAGCAUGUCUGUUACUGUCUGUUUUAAAGGCUAUAUGUCUUUGGCUGAAUCCAUUCAACUGGAGAGUCAACAGCUGAGCCCUGGACCACCAUCUGUUUACAUGAUUCCUCUGACAGAAGAAGACGUACAUAUAGACGGAUGCAAACGUUACCGUUUUGGAGAAGAAAACAAAGUGCUUAAUCGCACCAUCAUGGUUCUUGGAUCAACAGGAGCAGGAAAGACCACCCUGAUCAAUGGGAUGAUCAACUACAUCCUUGGAGUAAAGUGGACUGAUGAGAUUAGGUUUAAAAUGAUUGAUGAGGGUCAGUCAAAAUCCCAAGCUGAAAGCCAGACGUCCCUUGUCACGGCAUAUAAAAUCUACCAUCAAGAACAUUUUCAGGUCCCCUACUCCGUGACCAUUGUGGACACCCCAGGCUUUGGCGACACUCGGGGAAUAGAACGAGACCGGAUGUUGACUGGGCAGAUACACAAUAUGUUUACCUCUCAGAAGGGUGUCACUGAAAUAGAUGCUGUGUGCUUCGUAACCCAGGCCUCUUUGGCACGACUAACAGCUACACAGAAAUAUGUGUUUGAGUCCGUGCUCUCCAUUUUUGGUAAAGAUAUAGCAGACAACAUUCGGGUGCUGGUGACAUUUGCAGAUGGCCAACAGCCACCAGUUCUGGAGGCAAUAAAGAACUCUGAAAUCCCAUGCCCCAAGACAAAACAGGGUCUUCCAGUUCAUUUCAAAUUCAACAAUUCAGCACUGUUUGCAGACAACACAAUGACAUCUAGUUCCAAGACAUGUGCAGCAAAGGAUGAGGAUGAGGAUGAUGAGGAUGAUAAUGUCCAAAACUUUGAUGAAAUGUUUUGGAGCAUGGGUGUUAGUAGCAUGAAGAAGUUUUUCUCUGCCGUAAACAAAUUGGAGACCAAAAGCUUAGUGUUGACCAAAGAGGUCCUUAAAGAACGCAAACAGCUGGAAACGGCUGUAGAAGGUUUGCAGCCACAGGUCAAUGCUGGGUUGGCGAAACUUGAGGAAAUAAGUCAGACAACUCGGAUCAUAGAGAAACAUGAGGCUGACAUCACUGCAAAUAAGGAUUUUGAGUAUGAACUUGAUAUUACUAAGGCAGAGAAAAUCGACAUUUCUGGAACUGGUACCUUCAUCACCAACUGCCAACAGUGCAAUGUGACCUGUCACUACCCCUGCUACAUUCCAGAUGAUAAUCUAAAGAUAAAUUGUGCAGCAAUGACUAAUGGACAGUGCAGAGUAUGUCCUGGGAAAUGCAUCUGGAAUGUUCACUUCAAUAUGAAGUACAGAUUGGAGUAUACAACCGUCACAGAGAAGAGGACAUAUGAGGAGUUGAAGGAAAAGUAUCAAUCCGCUACGGAGGCCAGGAUGUCUGAUGAGGAAGUUAUUAAGAAGCUCAAAGACGAUUAUGAGAAUCUGCAGUCCAUGGUGAAUGACCUAAUCAACCAAUCAGCUAAGUGUUUAGCACGUCUGAAGGAGAUCGCCCUGAAGCCCAACCCAUUAUCCACUUUAGACUACAUUGACAUGCUCAUUGAAGGAGAAAAGACAGAGCUCAAACCAGGCUACAUGGCCCGUAUCAGGGGGUUGGAGAAAAUUAAAUUUCAAGAAAGAUUCAAAUUAGGCAUGGACAAAACAGAGCUCUUACCAUUAGAUGACAAUGGUAAAACAACUACAAAAACAAAACAAGGUGGUGUGGAAACUGAGAAACCAAAUUGGAUUUUUAAGAAAUUCAAAGGUUUCAAAGAUUACUUCAAGCACAAUGAUGAAUGACAAAAUCCUGUUAACAGAUUGCCAAUCUAGAGAUGGCGAAAAACACAUCAACACCAUUAAGUAGUAAAUGACAACAAAUGUAAUAUUUUAAUCAUAUUCAGGCUUCCUGAAGCACAGUAGACAACAUAGUGUAGACACAAAUAGAUACAAAGGGAAAUCAAAUGAUUGGUAAGUUUGUUCUGAUUUUGACAUUUUAUUAAACUAUCAGUUGUUGUUUAUUCCCUUUUUGUGAUGGUGGUGGUUUAAAGGGCUAUACCCAACAGGCCACUGUGCUGGCUAUUUUUAUUUGAUUCUCAGAAUAUGGCCGGGUAUUCUACUUUUGGGUACCAGAGACCAUCUUAAAUAUCUCUUUUGAAGCCAUUUCUAUGGAAGUGAUAAUAUUUUGAGUUUAUAUUGUAAGACCUAGAAAUUGGAAUGUAAAUAGUUGACCAGUGAUCUAGAAUAGUUAAAUUUGAUUGCCUGUUAGAUUUAGUAUAAAAGAAAUAGAACCCUGCAAAACAGCUAGUAGCCAUUGGACUUUGGAGCAACACAGUCCUUUGACCUACACGGAACCUACAUGGAACCACAAUUAAUUUGUAAGAAAAGUAAAGAUCCUAAGUUUUUAUACUUCAUGUUUUGAAAUUCAUAAGUAAACAGUCAAACAAAGAA
This is a messenger RNA of Esox lucius (northern pike), 4622 nucleotides long. RefSeq lists its product as uncharacterized. The record is from RefSeq and is a predicted model, not a curated record. The transcript has 4 exons. Gene Ontology annotation, molecular function: GTP binding; protein binding. Lineage: Eukaryota; Metazoa; Chordata; Actinopteri; Esociformes; Esocidae. The coding region runs from base 69 to 3974 and encodes 1301 amino acids.